AUGUGGAUGCAGUUUAGCCUGCAGGGCAAUCACCGGUGGCUGGAUAUCUUAUCGGACCUGUUAUCCUCUUACAAUAGCAGUAAGCAUCGCACCAUUGGUAUGAAACCGACGGAUGUGACUGCUCGUAACGAGAAGGAUCUACUACAACGGGUGUACAAGAAAUUCAAAGUCAAGACCACACUUAAACGACCAAAGUUUAAAGUCGGCGACAGAGUACGAAUCAGCAAAUUUAAACACAUCUUCGAGAAGGGCUACACACCCAAUUGGACAACCGAAAUUUUCACCGACUACCAGGAUCAUCCCAUCGAAGGCGGCUUCUACGAGCAUGAACUUACCAGCGUCAAGUAUCCCGACAUAUAUCUUGUGGAGAAGAUACUGAGGAAACGUGGAAACAAGCUAUUUGUGAAAUGGUUAGGCUUCGAUGGUUCGCACAAUAGUUGGAUCGAUAAGUCGGAUUUGUAG
Cephus cinctus (wheat stem sawfly) is the source of this 462-nucleotide messenger RNA. RefSeq lists its product as uncharacterized. The transcript is spliced from 2 exons. The record is from RefSeq and is a predicted model, not a curated record. The coding region runs from base 1 to 462 and encodes 153 amino acids. NCBI's taxonomy places the organism in Eukaryota, Metazoa, Arthropoda, Insecta, Hymenoptera, Cephidae.